Cooperia oncophora is the source of this 543-nucleotide messenger RNA. The record is from the annotation of a GenBank genome assembly. NCBI's taxonomy places the organism in Eukaryota, Metazoa, Nematoda, Chromadorea, Rhabditida, Trichostrongylidae.
GCUGUGGACUGUGAACCAGGCUAUCGAGUCACGGCUAUCCGUCGGACGAAGACCUACUAUAACGUGCUUGGAUCUAUAACUAUCGAAUGUGAACAGAUUGCCCGCCCUGAAACCGUAAGCUGCGCCAAGCAACCCAGCAUACCGAGGUGCAAUGGUCAGAUGGAAGAUUGGAUCCUGUGUGUUGCACUUCACCGAGUGUUCGAAUCGAUUCGAAAUCCUGUAUUAAUGAUCAAAUCAAUACCGCCGUUAACGACUUUUCACAUUCUGUUGGUAUCAGAUUUGACGUAUCGUGGCCUUCAAUGUUGGCACCAGUACAACACUAACAGGACAUUGGUUGACUUGCUUUGGAAGAUGGAAAUCUGUCCCUUCCAAUCGAUUGACGUUCCAGUGGUCACAGUCGAACAAAACUGUGAAGAGUGCAAAUGUUCGUGCGGUAUCGAGCAGUGCGCCAGUGGAGCGGAACCAGUACGAGUUAUUCACAAGAAGCGGUUGGGCAAAUGCGGAUGUGAUUGUAGAUGCACAUAUCGAUGUGUUACUUUUUAA